GCUUGGGAGAGAUAGAGAGAAAGAGAGAGAGAAGGAGGGAGGGAGGGAGAGAGAGAAGGAGAGCUUGGGCACUACAGGCAGCUGCAGCAGCAGGCUGGCAGGAAGCACGCGGAACGUGGAGGAGGAGGAGGAGAAGAAAAAGAGGAAGAAGAGGACAGAGGAGCGGAGAGAGAGCGAGAGCGAGAGCGACAGAGGACGGCAUUUGCGUUUCUGAUUUUCUUUCUUCUCCCAGCUGUUGGGGCAGAGAGUGAGAGAGAGAGCGCAGUGCCUGUGGAUUUCUUCUUCCUCCUCUCGAUCCUGUCACUCCUCCUCUUCUUCUUCUGCAAUCUUUUGUCUCGGUUUCAUUCUUUCAUUCUCAUAUCAGCCUUGCCUUUUUUUAAACCCUGGCGCCUUCUGAAGCUUCUCUAUAUGCCUGCGCUGUGCAGGAGGGAUGCUAGGGGGUAGAGGAAGAGAGCCUGGAGUCAAGACCAAUCAGAAAGCCGAGGGCGCUAAGACCUACACACCAGCUGAGGCUGCCAAGGGCACCGGCACAGUAGCUGCAGCCGCCACAGCAGCCGCCACAGCCGACAACAUGGCAGCCAAGAGGGGCGGCAAGCCGGGCAUUGCGGGUGGCGUGGGUGGUGGCACCAGCGGUGUCCCACGCAGCGAGCUGAGGGUGUACCGGGCCGGGAGCUCCGACACCGGUCGCCUACCGGUGCCCACCAACCUCCGCAAGCAGCGUUCCCUCACCAACCUGGCCGUGAUGACGGACGCCGAGAAGAAGAUGCAGCUGUACGAGCCCAAGUGGUGCGAUGACAUGGGCAAGCCUGGUGCCGGCGGCAGCGGGUCAGGACGAGGUGGCUAUAGAGGAAGAGCGGCGGGCGCAGGUGGAGGAGUAGGGGGCGGCGGACCUGGAGGAGGCGGAUCGCAGCUCUCGCGGAACCUGUCCAAGUCGGAGCACUCGCUCUUCCAAGGCAAACCCAAGCCGUUCAGCGCCCUGCCGACCCCCACCGCGCCGGGCAAGGGCCAGAGCCGCAUCCCGCGCGGGCCGUACGCCGAGGUCAAGCCCCUCAGCAAGGCCUCCGAGGAGUCUGGGAAGUCCGACGACGACCUCCUCACCGCCAAGGCCAAGGCCGCCGAGGGUGCCAAGAAGGGGGCCGCCGUCGCCCCUAGCGACGCCGAGGGCAAAGGUCAAGCGGAGGAAGGUGGAGGUGGAGAUAGGGGAUUCCUUAAAGUGGACCCGGAGCUGGUGGUCACUGUGCUGGGAGACCUGGAGCAGCUGCUGUUCAGCCAGAUGCUUGACCCAGAGUCUCAGAGGAAGAGGACUGUCCAGAAUGUUCUGGAUCUCAGACAGAACCUGGAGGACACCAUGUCCAGUCUACGGGGAACCCAACUCAGCCACAGCUGCAUGGAGAGCAGCGUGUGCUACGACAGCGACGAGACCAACGCCCGCAGCCUCUCCAGCCUGUCCAACCGCUCGUCCCCGCUCUCCUGGCGUCACGGCCAGUCCAGCCCGCGCCUGCAGGCCGGCGACGCCCCCUCCUCGACAGGCGGCGGGGGAGUCGGUGGCGUAGGUGGAGGAGGUGGAAUAGGAGGAGGAGGAGGAGGCAGCAUCAGCGGUCGUAGCCAGUACACGUCCCACACCAUGCCCUCUCGCUGCACCAGCCGCCUCAGCCGAUCCUCCCAGCUGGAGCUGCUGGAGAGCCUGGACGGGGACAUGAAGUCCGGAUACCUGAGCGACAGCGACCUGCUCAGCAAGAGCCUGCACGACGACAUGGAUGACGACGAUGACAACCUGGCCAAUGGCUGGGAUGAGAGCAGCUCCAUCAGCAGUGGCCUGAGCGACGGCUCCUGCAACCUGAGCUCCGAGGACCUCAACGCAAGCUCCUCCCUCAACUCCCUCCCGACCACGCCCACCGGCUCACACCGCAACACCUCCAUCAUGCUGCGCACGGACGCGGAGAAGCGCUCGCUGGUGGAGAGCGGCCUGGCCUGGUACAGCGAGGACGCCAAGGUGGCGCACAAGCUGGAAAGAGGCGGCGCCUACGACACGGGCAGCCUGAAGGCGGAGCCAACCAGCCACCGCUGGAAGAAGAGCCGGCCACUAGAGGGCGUCGGGGGUCCCGAGAAAAGUGGCGGUGGCAGCGGCGAGAUGAGGAAACCCCAGAGUCUGGGCCAGCCGGGUAGCUUCAAGAAGGGACGCAACCCCCCCAUAGGUGUCACCUCCCCCAUCACACACACCUCGCAGAGCGUGCUGAAGGUGGCAGGAGCUCCAUCAAAGCCUGACUCAAAGCCUAUGGAUAAAUCCAAGAUGGUGAUCAAGGGCACUGGCCUACAGCGUUCCUGUUCGGACGCGGGUCGGGACCGGGGCGAGCACCGCAAGCCCCCCUCGGGCCUGGUCAAGCCCUCCGCCGGCGGCUCCUUCGGCUACAAGAAACCGCCUCCCGCUACCGGCACCGCCACCGUUCUCACAGCAGGGGGCAGCACCAUCUCCAGCGGCUCGGCCACUGUUGGCAAGACGCCCAGGUCCUCAGGGAUCCCCAUCAAGCCGGUGGGGAUGUCUGGCAUAGGCGGCGGCGGCGUGGGGGGCUUAGCCGCGGGCACCGGAGGACGCAAGAACAGCUUCGACGCCUCCAGCUGUCUGGAACAGGGCUUCAUGUCCCCCAACGCCCGCAGCAGCAUCCAGUACCGCAGCCUGCCGCGGCCCGCCAAGUCCAGCGCCAUGAGCCUGACGACCGCGGGACCGCGGCCCUCCGCCGCCUCUCGCCCCCCCAUCAGCGGAACCGCCGUCGACAGCGGCGGCCUGCUCGCCCUGAAGCCCAUGCCGGCCUCGCCCAUCCCCGGUACCGGGUCUGUGGGCCGCGGGGGCAAGAUGCGGAGCAGCAGCACCAGUGCCGCCGGCGUCGGCGCCGGGGGUCCGGUGAACCAGACGGACCGUGAGAAGGAGAAGGAGCGGGCCAAGGCCAAAGCGGACCUGCUGGACAGCGUGGGGCUGAAGGGAGGCCUGCAGCUGGACUCCGGCUCUGGAGACAGAGACAGCAGCCUGCCCAAAGGACACAGCUUCAGGAGAGCCAGCUCCAGCAAGUACCCCGAGCUCUCCUCGCCCACCACUCAUAGUGUCAAGUCUCUGGGCAUGGUCCAUCCUCCUCACCUGGCCCACCUGGACAAGGUCAACUCCAACAGCCUGGACUCAUGCAUCUCCAUCCAGGACCUGCCCCCCAAGAUCCCGCCCUACUCCAAGCUGCAGGACCUGGCUGGCUCCUCCUCCAUGUCCCCGUCCUCUUCCUCAUCCUCUACCAAUGCAGGGCCCUCCCUCUCGCCCCGCCUCACGCCCAGCCCCGCCCCCUUGCUCCACAUCGAUUCGCCGGGCUGCUUCUCGGGGGCGUCGCUCAGCCUGAGCGGCACCCCUCUGCUGUACCCGCGCAUGUCCGGCCUCCACCGCAGCAUGGAGGCGCUGCCCAUGCACAUGAGCCUGCCGCCCAGCGCCGAGCUCACGCCGUUACCAAGGCAACACGACGACGCCAAGGCCACGGGCACCUGGGGCUCGGCCAGCCGAUCGUCAGCCAAUCUCUCUGACAGCCACCAGACAGCCUCGAAUACUUUGCCGAAGAAAGGCUUCAGUUGUUAUGACUCCCCUGGACGUGAGGGGAAGGAGCGGCGUCACUCCCAUAAUGUCGUGAGCAUGACGGAGUCCGACAGCCCCCCCCAGCUGCCCUCCCCCACCCACAUCACACACUGCUACAUCGGGAAAACACCACCCACCAACAUUGUGGCUCCCAUUCCGAGUGUGGGCGGGACUCCACGCAUCUCGCGCUCCAACAGCAUUCCGACCAAUGAGGCGGCUUAUGACCUGUACGGCUCCUCCCCACUGGGUAGCUCGGUCUCCCUAGCUGACCGGCCCAAGAGCAUGAUGCGCUCCGGAUCGUUCCGUGAGCCUGGGGAAGACGUUCACGGUUCUGUGCUGUCGCUAGCAUCCAAUGCUUCAUCCAACUAUUCCUCAACGGAGGAGAGAAUGCAGGGAGAGCAAAUUCGAAAGUUGCGACGGGAGUUAGAAUUCUCCCAGGAGAAGGUGGCGAACCUGACCAAUCAGCUCUCAGAGAACGCAAAUUUGGUCGCUGCAUUCGAGCAGAGCCUGCAACUCAUGACCUCACGUCUGCAAAGCCUCUCCGUCACCUCGGAACAGAAGGACACUGAGCUUUCGGAUCUGAAGGAGACCAUUGAGACCCUGAAGGCCAAGAACACAGAGGCAUCUGUCAUCAUCCAGGGAGCACUCAACGUCCCCGAGAGCGCUCCUAGAGAGUUGAGGAUCAACAGGCAGAACUCGUCUGAGAGCAUCUCUAGUCUGAACAGCAUCACCAGCCACUCGAGUGCAGGCAGCCUGAAGGAGCAAGACCCCAAGAAGAAGAAGAAGAAGAGCUGGUUGAGGAGCUCCUUCAACAAGGCCUUCAGCAAGAAGGGUUCGAAGCUCUCGGCCUCCUACGCAGACAUAGAGGAGAUCGCCACCCCGGAGUCGUCGGCCCCGUCUUCCCCCAAACUGCACCAUGACCCAGAGAACCCUCCGGCCUCCCUCAAGGCCCCCACCUCCAUCUCAGCCAUGGCCUCCACCGCAGCCAUGAUCUCAGCCCCAAUCAUGACCUCAGCCUCAGCCUCAGCCUCAGCUUCAGCCUCAGUCUCAGUCUCACCCUCGGCUUUAUCAGCAGGGACAUAUGAGGAAGGAGAGGGUGGUGAUGGGGAGGAGAAGGUGGUGUCAGAGCUGCGCUCGGAACUCUGGGAGAAGGAGCGGAAGCUGACGGACAUCCGACUGGAAGCAUUGAGCUCCGCCCACCAACUUGAGCAACUGCGGGAUGCCAUGACCAAUAUGCAGGUGACGGUGGAGAAGCUGAAGGCUGAGAAUGACCAGCUGAAGACAGGAGGCCCCUCCUCCAGACCCCCAAGCUCCACCUCCCAGUCCUCAGGCCUCGGGUCAUUGGGCGGCUUGUCGCCACGGCAAUCGGUCGUCCCAUCAUCACUACCCAAAACAUUCAGCAUGAGCCUAGGAGAGAGUGGAGGGCCAGAUGUGUUUGCUUCUGAUUCCCUGGGUUACCUGGUCCAGAAGGAUGAAGGUCAGAUCAGGGUGUGUGUUCGGGUUCCAGACCAGCAAGUCUUCAAAGAGGAGACCAAGCAGCAGAACUUCUACAUCGGAUGGGUCCGCAUCAACGCCAGAACAGAGUGGCCCUCUCUGGACUCGUCUAUUUGCAAGAUCUUCAGGGACUACCUAUCCCUGUUGGACCCUAGCUCAAGCUUGGGCCUGUCCUCCGACUCCAUCUUCAGCUACAGCGUGGGACACAUCCGGAGGAUGAUGGGGGUGGAGCCACCAGAGACCGCCCCUCACCGCUGCCUCACCAAGAGCUCCAACAGUGUCAUUCUGACCAUCAAAGGUCUGCGUGAGAAGUGUGUGGACUGCGUGGUGUUUGAGACGCUGGUGCCCAAGGCCAUGAUGCAGCACUACAUCAGCUUGCUGCUGAAGCACCGGCGCAUCGUGCUGUCGGGCCCCAGCGGCACGGGCAAGUCCUACCUGGCCUCCCGCCUCACUGAGUACCUGGUGGAGCGCAGCGGGCGAGAGCCCUCUAACGCCAUCGCCAUCAACUUCAACAUGCACCGCCAGUCCUGCAAGGACCUGCAGCUCUACUUGUCCAACUUGGCCAAUCAGAUCGACCGUGAGACCAGCAGCGCUGAGAUCCCAUUGGUUGUGAUCCUCGAUGACGUCCAUGACGCUGCCUCCAUCAGCGAGCUGGUCAACGGUGCCCUGACCUGCAAAUAUCAUAAAUGCCCAUACAUCAUUGGAACCACAAAUCAGCCCGUGAAGAUGACCCCCAAUCACGGCCUCCAUCUAAGCUUCAGAAUGGUGACAUUCUCCAACAACGUGGAACCGGCCAAUGGCUUCCUGGGCCGCUACCUGCACAGGAAGCUGGUGGAGGCGGAGGACCCGCGUAGCCUGGCCAACGACAACCUGCUGCGCGUGUUGGACUGGGUGCCCAAGCUCUGGUACCACCUCCAUGCCUUCCUGGAGAAGCACAGCACCUCCGACUUCCUCAUCGGGCCCUGCUUCUUUCUGUCCUGUCCUGUGACCAUUGAUGAGUUCCGCUCCUGGUUCAUCGACCUGUGGAAUCACUCCAUCAUCCCCUACCUGCAGGAAGGAGCCAAGGACGGCAUGAAGGCCCACGGACCAAAGGCGGCGUGGGAGGACCCGGUGGAGUGGGUGCGUGGCUCUCUCCCGUGGCCCUCAGCCCAGCAGGACCAGGCCAAGCUCUUCCACCUGCCGCCCCCCGCCAUGGGCCCCGGCAGCCCUGGCCAGCUGGGGGACGAGCGGCCCCACAAGGAGACCCCGCCCAGCGCCAGCGGUGCAGAGUCCGACCCCCUGAUGGCAAUGCUGUUGAAACUGCAAGAGGCGGCCAAUUACAUUGAGUCUCCAGAGAGGGAGAUGGACCACAAGCUCCCCAUGCUCUGAGAUCCUUAUACUGGGGAGAUGAUGGAGUGCCAGCACUGGGCCAGACUGGGCCCGGACAGGAGCCACACAUGAGCCGAAUCCACCUGCCAGUCAGGCGUCUCUCUCACAGAUGCAGUAUGCGAUAUGUUGGGUUUUUUUUUCUUGCUUGUUUCUCAAAACUUUUGUUGAUAAUUCAGCCUGGCCAAGAUUUUUUUUUUCUCAGCUCGAGCAUGUACGCACAUUUGGGUUUGUUUUUGUGUUCCUGCUAUUUAUUUAUCACUUGGAACAACCGAUAAACAUGAAAUCAGUAAAAUCAGAGAAAUUAUUUAGGAAUGACUCUGCAUCUGACGCCUGCCCCCUGCUUUGGAAUCGGCUCAGUUGGAGGCUCACCCCACACAGUGCCAGAACACGGCAGCUGUCCUCCGGCCCUGACCCGGCGCUGAUCUGGCCCUGACCCGGCCCUGACCUGGCCCGGUCCUGCUCACUGAACUCAGAAGGCCUGAACUUAAAGGAACUCUUUUGGAAUUCAUAAUUGUGUGUCUAUCAGUGCAUUCAGUGCAUUGUUGUACUGUGUCAUCGCGUCGUGUGAAUUGCAGAUGUCUAUUUACCUUUGGACAUACCGUAUGAUUCCCAUUCCUCUUUGACUCCUCUUGUUUUCAACCAUGUCAUUCAUUCAUCAGUAUAUGUUUACAUUUCUCACAGUUGUAAAUAUGAUACUGAAACUACCUAUGCUCUAUGUCCACCCAUGUCCAUUGUCCAUCCAUUGGACAUAGACACAUUUUGCUUUCUUUUGGGCAGAAUAUACGUACAUCAGUUGUGUUGCAGUCUACAGCAUCACACCUACCCAAGGAGGAGUCUUCAUUUUAAAACUUGCUGGCCUCUUCUAACCUAAAGAAACAAACCGGUGCUACUUGACCCAUCACCAUGUAAACGCAACUUGUUCUGCUCAGGAAGGGACGAAAAACCUGUUCAUGCUGAGAACAAAACAAAAAAAAUCUGAAGCACAGCUGUACUGUACCUGUGAUGUGUAAGUCAAAACAUAUCCAGAGCCCUCUCUCCAUUAAUAUAUCAAUUUUCCAAGUACGUACAUUUGGUUGAAUGUCCAGUUACAGGCAAACAAAGAUCCAGCCCAAGCCAACACUUCACAUAAUAAUACAUAUAUCGUAUAUAGUAUAUAUGCAGAAUUCUGGUGAUUCAGAUGAUCCUCAGUCAGGUUAUGGCACUUGGUCUGGUGCUCACGUCACGCUACAAACAAAAUGCCUUAAAACCUCCACUAAUUGUCUGGCAUCACUCCGCUGAGGCAGAGAGCGCUGGUGCCUGGGCAUACAGUAGGCUACUACAGUGCAAUGUGUGUGAGCAGUGAGCAGCUGUUCCUCGAGAGGACAGUGCUCUGCAGAUAGAGUUUGCACAGCACAGUGGGGAGUGAAAGUCAGAGGAAGGACAGUAGGCCUAGUCUAGUGCCCACUUGGGAUCUGCAGGUCUUGCUGAAACCUGCAGGGGGCAGUACAGGUGCCAAUUUGCCCAUUGCUAUCUAAAUUUGAAGCUGACUUUUUUUGACAAUUAGGACUGUCCAAUCAGUGCUGGCAAAAGUGUUGGCAACGUUCAUUUUAAUAUACAGAGACCAAUAGGCAGGUGAAAUGAAUAUGUGUCUGAGAAUAGGACGUUCUUAUUACCGCUGAAUCGGUUUGAAUGUUGAUAAAAAGAGUUUAUUGCAGUACAGUAUAUAGCGAAGAGAUUAGCCAAAUAGACACAUUUUAUAUCACUACAGGCAUGGAGCUGAGCUGCAGAUGAGGACAUUUUUAAUGAUUUGUCUCCUUAGGUCAGAUAAAUAAAUAUAGGGUAUCUCAGGCUUUUAUGUUACAGUCAAACCACUUCAACAGACCAAAUAGCCUACGAUAUCAUCCUUACAUCAUGAUUGUAACACGUCUUGGUGCAGGUACUGCAAACACGUCCAGUACGUCCUUACACUCACAGCUUAUGCGUUCUAGUUUGGGGCUGCGGAUGACCCACUGUAGGUAAUUGGUGCUAGCAUUCUGAUAGGUGCUCAUCUAUUCAGUCCAUUCCAGAGACCUUCACCCUUGAAUCCCUUCAGUCACACCAGAUGUAGCGUACAGUAGUGCAUCAAUACGAGAUUUGCAGUCUCGCUGUUUUAUUUUCCCAAAUGCACAUUCCACUUGAGGCACUGCAAGCAAAGCCGUCAUAACAGAUGUACAGUACAUAGACUACGACAUCUUCUUCUAUUGUGUCUUUUGUACAG
Molecule: messenger RNA, 8702 nt
Organism: Engraulis encrasicolus (European anchovy)
Lineage: Eukaryota; Metazoa; Chordata; Actinopteri; Clupeiformes; Engraulidae
Gene: nav1b
Product: neuron navigator 1b
Exons: 30
Coding region: 431-6466 (2011 amino acids)
Biological process (GO): neuron migration; nervous system development; microtubule bundle formation
Cellular component (GO): microtubule cytoskeleton; axon initial segment
Molecular function (GO): ATP hydrolysis activity
Source: RefSeq, a predicted model, not a curated record